Molecule: messenger RNA, 2269 nt
Organism: Pieris rapae (cabbage white)
Lineage: Eukaryota; Metazoa; Arthropoda; Insecta; Lepidoptera; Pieridae
Product: KAT8 regulatory NSL complex subunit 3
Exons: 8
Coding region: 491-2164 (557 amino acids)
Biological process (GO): positive regulation of transcription by RNA polymerase II
Cellular component (GO): NSL complex
Source: RefSeq, a predicted model, not a curated record
AGCGGUAGUGUACUGUGUAUGUCGAAAACCUUUCGGCACCAAAAUGGCUAGACCCCCAGUAUCGAUUUUACAAAGAGAAUGCUUGAAAAAGAUCUAUCCGUGCAUUAUACGUUAUCUGUAAAGUGUGAUGUUGAUUUUUGACUUUUGUAUUUGUCAAUACUCAAUUCUCGUACCUAAUUUGUGUUUACACUUUGCUGAAUAUAAUAUUUUAUUGUAUAAAAAUUUAUGACCAACAAAAUUGUUAUUUUGUAGGAGUAAUAUAAUUCAAUAACCUAAAAUUGUUAUUAAUUGAAGUAUGAGUAUAUUUUUGGUUUCUUAAUUUCAAAAUACGUUUCGUAUAUAUUAUUACGGUUGUUUACUAUUUUUGCAACUUAUUGACGUACCAGUAAGUUCAACUUAUCUUAAAAUAAAGCCGACCAUUUACUAAAUCAUCAGAUAAAAUUAUUAUUAUAAUAUCUAAGUACAGUUGAAUAGCAUUGUGAACACUGGAAUGCCAUUGUGUGAGCCUAGAAAAUUACUACAAGUGGACAUGCAGGGAGGCGGAAGGUUAGAGAGCAAUCAGCGCCCGCUCAGUCCGUCGACGCUACACGAGCGGCUGGUCGGGCACGCGCUCGCCGUCACCGACGAUCUGGAAGGGAGAUCGGGCGUUUGGGGCGAGCACUCUUACGCACGCGAGCGCGGUGCCGCGCCCCACUCUCGCGUACGCACGCUGCUGCUGCCCCGAGCUCCUCUCGCCGCGCAGGCUGCCCCUCUCGCCCUCGUCGACGCGCACUCGCCGCCGGCCGCCCGUCCCGCUCCCCCCCUCGAUCACCCCGACGACUCGGAUUCGAACGACGACGACGCGACCGACGCCGCCGAUUGGGAGCGGAUCGUGCUCGACGCGGCGACCACCGAGGCCCGGCGUCGCCUCGCCGGAGCAGUCGUCCGGCUGCUCGCCGAGUUGCGCCUCCGCCGUCUCGCGGUAGACCGGAGUAGAUGGCGGCGCGCCGAAUUCGUCAGAGGGGCUGCGACGCGCCUCCGCGGGGCGCUCGCCACGGCGACGGCCGGCGACAGCGCGUGGCUGCACGGCGCCUUGCUCGCGCACCUGCCGCGCUCGCAGAGGACACCGUACGAGCGCGUGACGGGUGAACUGCGACGCGUCGCGCCCCGCCUCGCCGCCCGCCUCGCACCCGACGCGCCGCCACCGCCGCCCGAGCCGUUGGACGCGGCGCCGCCGCCGCUCGACGCCGCGACGCCGGGGCCCUGGCUCGGUUGGGUGAGCGCGGGACUCGAGCGGCAGGACGAACGAUGGCGACGGCGGCUGGGCGCGCUGAUACACGUGCGGCCUCUAGGCGGCGAAAGCGCCGGAGGCGGGGCGCCCCCGGAGCGCUGGUGCGCGACGCGGGCACACGCCGUCCGCUCGGCUCUCGUCCGUUUUCUACAGGAAGCCGGGUCCCGCCCGGUGAUGUUGGCCGGAUUCGGCGCGGGCGCGGCUCUGGCGGCACGGUUGGCGAGCGCUCGCGGCGUGCGCGGGGCGGUGCUGCUGGCGCCGCCUCUGUUGACCGCCGAGGGACCCGACGAGCCGCCGGGCGAGGCGCCGGCGGCCGCCUUGCUCGUGGCGGGCGGGGCGGCGGCGGCCACCGGACGCGGCGCCGCGGCGCAGAUGGCGACCGGCGGGGGCUCUCGGCGUCUGCUGCUCGUCGCCGGCGCCGACGACGCCCUUCGUCUGCCGCGCCGUCACCGCCUACGUCUCGGCCUGCCGCAGCAGGCGCUGGACGCCGCCAUCGCGGAGGAGUGCGCUCGCUGGAUUGGCGAGGUGUGCGCCGAGGAGGAGGACGCACGGACCGAAGAAUGCGCCGGAGUCUCCGUCGUCGCCGACGUGUCGCCGGGGAUAGCCGGGGGGGCGGAGGGCCGCGUGGUGUCCCGCGUGUCCGGCGGGACCCCGUUGGCGCUGCGACCCCCGGGCGGGCGCCGCGCCGACUUCCACGCCGCCGAUAUCAUGCGCCUGCCCAUCGUGUUCGCCGAUGACUUACCCGACGCCGCCGAGCCGAAAGAGGAGCGCCUGCGAGUCGUGGCCGGGGCCACGCGGACUACGCGCGUCAUCGUGACGAAGCGCUCCGCUCUCGAGGCCGCUGCGCCGCUCCGCCGACCGCGCGCCGCUGAGCCGCAACGCCGCCGGCCUUGAUCCGACAUAACACGAUAUACGAUAAUACGACGCUAUCGAAAUGUUUUUAAUCACCGACCGGACUUAGUGUAACUGUAAAUAAAUAAAAAAUUUUUCGUUACGUUA